GCAGUCCCAUCCGUAGUAACACAAAUGACGUGUGCUUUGGCCCGCCUGUGACGUAAGCCGAGAAGCUACAGGGGAUAAGCUAAUAGUGUAUACGGACCCGGAAGACGAUUCGAAUUUUAAAAAAACAAAAAUGUCUUGUUCUCAAAUAAACUACGAACUUUCGACCAAACACAUUGGACGAAGUUGUAAAUCCAAAAAGUAGGCGAACUCGACACAGGAGCAGGUAGAGGAGGAGGAGCAGCGGCAGGAGGAGAAGAAGUCGAAGGAGGAGUCCAUGUCAAACUUUGGUCGCUUUUUUUAUAUCGAGAACAGCGUGUUCCAGUUCAAACAUGGAUACAAUUCUGAAAUUCACCAGUCACCACCAGGGCAAAGACCGCGUGUUCAGGGCGACCCAGUUUGCGUGUGCGCUGUCGACGUAUCUACUCAGGACCAACACAGACAGAACCAAACUUCUAUCCACGCUCAAAACUCUGGAGGCCAACCUGAAUGCUGGGAGAAAAGAUGGUGUCCAUCGCUCCCUGCAGUGACAUGGAGACAGAGACCUGUCGUGAGGAGGAUGAAGGACCUUCACUGGAACCUUCAGAACCCCAAGAAAACCAGACCAUUGGUGGGUCUGUUUACACGGACAAUUGUAAAGAAGUGACUCCUGGUUCUUCAGAUGAAGACAAAGGACUGCAGGAGAAAGAGCAGCCUGGAACAGUUGGUUCUGAAGGAACAGAGCAGUGGACCCAGUUAAAGACCGUCUCUGAUCCUGACACGGAGGUUGGUGAGACACAACGUGAAGGACACAAAAAACUGAAGAAGACCAACAGCUGGAAGAUGGUGCGAUUUCAAGAUCCGUCGGAGGACAAGGACACGUUGGAGAGGGACAGUUCUGCGGAGAGUCUCUUUCCAGAAUAUCCACUGCAGCAGUGGAGCCGCUUCACCUUUGAGGAGCUGUUCGCAGCUGAAGACUGGCAGGACAUCACAGAGGACCAGCUGUUGAGGAAAAAAGUUCUGGAACCUGUGGAGCCACAUGUCCCGCACCCCACCUGGGGUCAGGAGGUCACAGUGAAGAUGCAAGGAGUCCUGGAGGACCACACUGUGGUGGAGAAGGACUGGAAACUUGUCUUUGUUGUCGGAGAGGGAGAUGUAACCCAGGCCCUGGAGGAGUGCGUCCUGUCCAUGCAGCAGGGGGAGAUCACAUUACUGCUGGCCGACUCACAGUACGCGUACGGACUUUUGGGAAGAGAGCCUGACGUCCCAGCCUGGUCUCCUCUUCUGUACCAGCUGCAGCUGCUGGACGUCAGAGACAAACCCGACCGGUCGACUCUGUCCGUCGCCGACCGCAUCCGUCUGGGCAGCCGAAAGCGUGAGCGAGGAAACUUCCACUUCCAGAGGGAGGAUUACGUCAGCGCGGCCAGGGCCUACGGUCAAGCUCUGGAGGUUCUGACCACAGCGGUUCCAGGUGGGGGCGGUGGUGUGGAGGAGAAUGCGGAGGUCCAGCAGGAGGAGGAGGAGAAAGUGGAGCUGAUGGAGGUCCAGGAGUCCAGGGUGAAGUGUUUGAACAACCUGGCAGCAGCUCACAUCAAACUGGAGCAGCUGGACCAGGCCCUGCAGGCCAGUCUGGACGUCCUGACCCUGAGUCCACACAACGUCAAAGCUCUCUACAGGGCCGGAAAGCUCCUGUCGGACCAGGGUGAAUAUAAAGAAGCCAUGGAGAUGCUGAGGAAGGCCUUGAAGCUGGAGCCCAGCACCAAGGUCAUCCACCUGGAGUUAUCCAAACUGGUGAGGAGACAAACAGGAAGUCAGGAUUCAGACACGCCCAAACCCAGAAGUGCAGAGCUGCUGAAGGAGAACACGUCAUCGUCCCUGGUUCCUCCUCAGAAGAACCCAACGGGAACUUCCUGGAAGUUUGUCCUUGGAGCCCUGGUGGUGGCGCUGGGAAGUUUGGCGACGUCCGUGUUUUUAAGUAUAAGACAAUGACUUUUGUCUUUUGUGGACAUGCUGGAACGUCAUGGACUGGAGUUCUGUUCUGAACCAGGAAGUUCUCUGCAGCUGCAGGUCACAGGACUCAAGUCCAAACUUGGACCAUGGACACGCAAAACACUCCGCCUCGGACUUGGACCGUCUGAAAACUCAGAACACUGGGAACCAAUUACAGAACACUGAUCUGGACAGGAAGUCCCUCUGAGACCGGGACUUGUACAAAGAUUUUUAAAAACUGAAAAAAUCUGACAUUUAAUCCUGUACAACUGACUUGAACCGGACACGUGAGUCCGCGUGAACCCUGUCUUUGACUUUUACCUGUACAGUCAUUCUCUGAGACUGGACCUCAGCUCGCUCUCUUUCAGUCUUAACUCAGAGACUGAAAGAGAGCUGAACUUGACCUCUAAAAAAAAAAGCACAGAUGUUUAUUCCCACAUUUAACAUUAAUUAAAAACGCGUUACAUUUACGACCUGCUACUAUUGUAAAGCUGCCCUGUGAUGUGACUUUAAAUGAUCUUUAAAUUACAAUCUAUCUAAAAAAAAA
Messenger RNA from Cynoglossus semilaevis (tongue sole), 2512 nucleotides. It is a transcript of the gene fkbp16, whose product is annotated as FKBP prolyl isomerase 16. The transcript has 10 exons. The coding region runs from base 487 to 1965 and encodes 492 amino acids. Gene Ontology annotation, molecular function: protein folding chaperone; peptidyl-prolyl cis-trans isomerase activity; protein binding. Gene Ontology annotation, biological process: negative regulation of apoptotic process; protein folding. The record is from RefSeq and is a predicted model, not a curated record. Gene Ontology annotation, cellular component: membrane; cytosol; endomembrane system. NCBI's taxonomy places the organism in Eukaryota, Metazoa, Chordata, Actinopteri, Pleuronectiformes, Cynoglossidae.